AUGGACGGUUUUUAUCGCCUGUUCUGCGGAUGCUGUGGACUUGGAGCCGAGCCGGAGCCACCAUACUCACAACUCCGCCACGAUUCUGUGACGCCCGUUCGUGACCCACCACUUCAACAAAACAAUCGACAAGGUGUAACCAACGGACACAAUAAUCAUCAGCAACAACCACAACUGCCUCAAGACCUAUUCCAGCAGCACGGAUUUGUCAAUCCGGUUCACGACUUAAGUCUCGACGCUACGGAUGGUCCAAAUUAUGGGGACCAGCAUCAAUAUUCUGAUUCCGCAUCGCCAAAAUCUGGAGUGUUGGACGAAGAAAUUGUGGAAGAUGAGAAUCGCGAACGGGAGCAGCUUGACAACAUUGUUGAGAGCACUCAACAUAGCAUCAUCGCCGUGGGCCAAACCGACGUGGAUGGAGUUAUUAUGAUGGAUACACAGCAUCGUGAGAAGGCGUACAAGCUGAAAGUGCAGAAAAUGGCUCUUGCUCAACCAUCUGUUCAUACUCCAACACCGCAAAUGUACGAAUUCGAGAUCGAGCCAACACAGACGCCGGUGCAAGUACCAUUGCGAUACGAUGAGCUUUCCGCCACAAUAGAUCCAUCGCCGAUCGAACGGAUGCCAUUCUCGUGUCCAGACUUCAAUCAGUUGAGACUUGCCAGACCGAUGGGAGCGAAAAACCACCAAUUCCUCGUCGAGCACCCAGAUAUGAAGGCUGCUGGCCGAUCUCCAGGAAUCACUCACUCUAUGAAGACCAAGGUCACCGAAGUUCUCGACGAAAUUCAUCAGGGUGUGGCCGCUGUUGAAGUGGAGCCGCGUGACUUGAUUGUCAGCAUGGACUUCUAA
This is a messenger RNA of Caenorhabditis remanei, 843 nucleotides long. RefSeq lists its product as uncharacterized. The transcript has 6 exons. The coding region runs from base 1 to 843 and encodes 280 amino acids. The record is from RefSeq and is a predicted model, not a curated record. Lineage: Eukaryota; Metazoa; Nematoda; Chromadorea; Rhabditida; Rhabditidae.